Aspergillus calidoustus is the source of this 543-nucleotide messenger RNA. Lineage: Eukaryota; Fungi; Ascomycota; Eurotiomycetes; Eurotiales; Aspergillaceae. The record is from the annotation of a GenBank genome assembly.
AUGGUCCUCUGUCACGUUUGCGAGGAGUGUGCACUCCGUGAUCCGACCUCUUUCGGCCACCUCGUGCGAGACCCAGUCGCCAACAAUGGUGCACGUUGCACUGGCUGUCCCCUCUACUUUUGCUACCGUCAUUUGUAUCUAAACCAUGACGGUGCAAUGUGCCAACGCGCCAGGCAAUUCUUCAUGCACGAUGAGCCCAUCACCACCACUCAUGCUUUGAUUGCGCAUUGGCUCGCAUGUGUGCCGCUUCGCGGUGAUAACGACAAUGGCUCGGUCGAUUUCUGUGCUCCCGGCCAGGACGCUAUUAACCCUGCCACUACCCGGGCCCGCGAUCGUCGCCGUGUGAGAUUUGCCCCUGAUGUCGAGGAGAUCCCCCCACGCCCCGAGGAGAGCAUCUGGAAAGGUGUCGCUUACGACGUUGUCAAGUUCCUCGCCACCGUCAUCUUUGUGCUGAUCGCCAUGAUUCCGAUCCGAAUCAUGCUCGCGCAAAUGGAAAAACUGCUUGAGCUCUUUCGCAACAUGGAUGGUGAGGGCGAGCUGUAG